AUGGACGGCUCUUCCUCUCGAGGGCGACUGGAUCGUUCCAUCCCUACAUUUACUUCUGUCGUCCAACAACAUCGACAGACAUACUAUGACGGCCUCGUGUCCGUCGUUCUCUUUUUCGUCUGGCAGCUCCUCAUUUGCGGCCUCCAGCAACUGACGGCCGAUAUCGACGACUUCCCGGCGCCCAUUCUGGCCAUGAUGCUCGUGGCAGCCGUCAUGAUCCUGGCGUCCAAAUGCGUGCCCAACCUCGACGGCCUCUACCGCCGGUACCUGCGCAGACCCACGGACUUGCUGAACCGGCACAUGUCCAUCGGCUUCACGGUGCCCUUUACCAUGAUCAUGGACGGGCCCAUGUCGUCGCCCCGCAGCAUAGGACUGAUUAUUGCUGGAUACAUCAUUACCGGCAUUUUGAGUACGGUGUUGGUGCUUGCCCUCUCGCUGGGACUGCAAACCAUACUCAUGUCCAUUACGGCAAAAAAGGCCGUCCUUGGCAACCGACGCAACGCCAUGGUGAUAUCUCCCGUGGACCUGGCUCCACCCGUCAUCCCAGCGGUGCGCGUGGACUCUUACAGCUCGCUCAGCAGGCCUCUUCAACGGCAGGCAUCGUCUCGUCCGAUCCCGACGGACCCUCUGGCGGUCUUGGCCCCUCCUCCUAGCCAAGACCGUGUGCAAAGCUACGUCUCCGAGUCGACAACACUCACAAACAACGCCCCCUCCGUGCACUCGGCGAGUCAGAACGACGACACCGACGUGGAGCAGGCUGCGUCUGCUCUGCGUCUGCCCCCGUUGGAGCAACCACCACUGGUUCAGCCGCCAGAGGUCGCCAUGACGACCACGACGUCGGAACGACUGUGCAUACUUGCACAACGCGUCGCCUGUUUUGCCGCCGCCAGUCCUGUCAUGUGCUGCAGCCUCCUGGCCAUCCCGCUGGUUGGCAUCCCGGUCUCCGUAGUGGCUCACAGCGACACGGCCCUCGACACAUUCUUGCUCGUCGUCUUGUGGACGGGCACGCUGGCCACGCAAGCGGCCGUCCGCCGCACUGCGCUGUCGUUUGGACUCGCGACGGAACAGGCCCGCGCCCGCGCCCGCAGCGUCCUCGCCACGCUCCUCAACGCCGUCUUGUGGACCUCUCUGGGCACCAUUGCCUACCUCGCCGUCAAGGCCGCGGCCCGGCACCGCGCCGUCGACGAUGCUCUGUCUGCCUUUUCCACCGGCACAAGCCUAGCCGACCUCAUUGGCGGCACUGCGGAUGGACGCCCGCCGUGUUCGCUGGGGGCCGGCGACGUGGCCGCGGCCGUCCUCGACGCCGGCAUCGUCAGCUGGGGCCUCAAGCUGUUUGAGUGCCGCGCCCAGCUGCUGUCCCGUGCCGGGCUCACAACGCUGGCCGUGGGCGCCGUCGUGGCCGCCGGCAACAUUGUCUGCGGCCCGCUGCUCGUCCAUGCCAUGGGCAGCGGCCUCGUGUCGCCCGCCAAGCAGCUGUCCUUUGCGGCGCGGAGCGUCACGCUGGCGCUGGCGGGACCGGCGAUGACGAACCUGGGCGGCGACGUGGGGCUCAACGCGGCCAUGGUCGUCUUCAACGGCAUCGUGUUCCAGGUGGCCAUGGGGCUGGGGGUGUACCGGUGGGCGUCGCGGGCGCUGGUGGCGGCCGAGGGGCGGUGGCAGCAGUGCGGCGAAGCGGCAGUGCGGCACGGCUCCCACCGUCGCCGCCAGGACACGCCUGAGCCUGGGUCUGGGUUCCGCUGCCGCAUGGGGAGUGGCUGCUGGCGGAGCCAGAGCGAGACGCAGAGCGACACCGACGAGGCCGAGACGGAAACGGAAACGGAAUCAGACUCGACCUCGGUCGCCCGACCAACUCCCGUCGUGUUCGCAUCGCCGUCCCCUUCCAAAGGAGCUCACGUUCAAGACGUCGAGAAGACGGCCGGCUCAACACCAUCCUCCACCUCCGCCUCCGCCUCCGCCUCUCGACCCGUUAGCUACACAAAAUGUGGCGACGCCUGUCUGGUUCAUGUGCAUAUGCGCGGUGGUGCUGCCUCUGUCGACGACGUGAACGCCCUCAAUCGUUCUCCCGACAUGGAAACCGACUCGCCCGGCACGGUCGCCGCCGGCAUGACAGUCGGCAUCAAUGCUGCGGCCAUGGGCACGGCGUACCUGUACGAGGACGGCAGCCGUGCGGCGCCCUAUGCGGCUCUGUCCAUGACUGUCUUUGGCGUCAUGACGGUCGUCUUGACCUCGAUCCAGCCGCUGGCGAACUGGGUUGUUGCGCGUGUUGGGUGA
This is a messenger RNA of Sporothrix brasiliensis 5110, 2271 nucleotides long. RefSeq lists its product as uncharacterized. The transcript is spliced from 2 exons. The record is from RefSeq and is a predicted model, not a curated record. Lineage: Eukaryota; Fungi; Ascomycota; Sordariomycetes; Ophiostomatales; Ophiostomataceae. Bases 1 to 2271 code for a protein of 756 amino acids.